AUACCAGUGACCCAAAUGACGAUGUUUUUGUGAAACAAGCUGUACUUUGAUCAAAUUUUAUCUUUGACUUGCAAGCAAAACUUUGAGAUAUGACCGCGGUACGGUAGCAGUGAAUUCAACUCACUUCAUAACAAUCCUUCCAAAAAGAGGCUUCAAGAUGUCUAAUGCCACUCCCAGAUGAAGAUUACUCUCAAACGAAACAUAAAACGGAGAAUUUAAAAGAACAAUAAUAGCUUUGCCUUAAAGCCCAUUUAGCUUAAUGCUGACAAACAAUGCAAACCGCAAGCAUUGUAAAUUGUUUGAAAUUGUCAGUUAUAACCCUUUAAGCAACAGAUACAGUGUUUGAACACAGACAGUGGAGCGAGCGACAGGACUUUGGAAGAAAGCAAUGUUCUCUGAAAGAGAAAGAGGAAGUCAACCAAGCCUCGUCGGCCUUCCAACUAAAAACAGAAUUAUGGGCAGAUGAGCUCAGAUGUGAGCAGCCCACUCUGGUUUCAUGUGCUUCAAAUACCCACCAAGACCGGGAGCUGGCAUACACGCACCUCGAGUGCCACUGCAAUCAUGAGUCAAGUUUUGGACAUCGAGCACUGCGACCUGAAUAUCGGAGGCAACAAGAGCAGCCACCGCACGAAGCUUUUUGCAGACCAGCGUCUGAUCGUCAGACGGGGACAAGCCUUCACCAUCUUUGUCUUCUUGAAAGCUGGCAGCAAGACGCUCGAAGCACACGACGCCAGCCUCACCUUUACUGUCCACACUGGUCCGGUGCCCAAAAGUGAAUCAGACACCAAGGUUUCCUUCCCACUCAGCGACUCCACAGCGGACACGGAGUGGAGCGCCUCGGCCACUCGUGACCCCGCCGGCAACAAAGUGUCCGUCACCGUAGUGUCCUCCCCCAACGCCCCCAUUGGACUCUACUCUCUGACUGUAGACCAUCACGGGAAGACGACCACCUUAGGGCAAUUUACAUUGCUCUUUAACGCCUGGUGUCCAAAUGAUGCUGUGUACAUGCGCAGUGAGGCCAAGCGGCAAGAGUACGUUUUGGCGCAGCACGGGCAGAUCUUCCGAGGCACGUACAAACGCAUUAAGGGGACACCGUGGAACUUUGGACAGUUUGAAGCAGGAAUUCUGGACAUCUGUCUGAAGGUCCUGGAUGACAACCCAAAAUUUGCAUCGGACGCUGAUCAGGACUGCUCAGCCAGGAGAAAUCCUAUCUACGUGACGCGGGUCCUGAGCGCAAUGAUUAACAGUAAUGAUGACAGCGGAGUGCUGGUGGGAGAGUGGUAUGACUUUACCGGAGGCGUUCAUCCCUGCUCGUGGGUCGGUACCGGCGACAUCCUGCGCCAGUGGGCGGAGAGCGGCCCGGUCCGUUACGGCCAGUGUUGGGUGUUUGCUGCUGUUGGCUGUACAGUGUCCCGUGGCCUGGGCAUCCCGUGUCGGGUGGUCACUAACUUUGGUUCGGCCCACGACAGUAACGCCAACCUGAUCGUAGAAAACCUUUACGAUGAGGAAGGGGAAAGUAUUUCAGACGGGGAUUCGGUCUGGAACUUUCAUGUUUGGGUGGACAGCUGGAUGACCCGUCCAGACUUGGGAGAGGAGUUUGACGGUUGGCAAGCCAGUGACCCAACGCCACAGGAGAAGAGUGAUGGUGUUUACUGUUGCGGACCGGCUGCACUGAGGGCCAUCAAGGAAGGAGAGCUCACCAAAAAGUAUGACGCUCCUUUUAUUUUCGCUGAGGUCAACGCCGACGUGGUGGAUUUGGUGCGCCUGUCGAACGGAAAGUUUGUCAAGUUCAGCGGCUCGACCAAAUCCGUCGGACGCUUCAUCAGCACCGGAGCCGUCGGCUCAGACGAGAGACAUGACAUCACACAUGAGUACAAGUAUCCUGAAGGUUCCAAGGAGGAGCGGAAGGUGUAUGAGAAGGCCCAGCACCGCAACAAGCUACAACAGCGAGGAGAGGAACCAGGCCUCCGUCUCAAGAUCAAACUGGCAGAAAAUAUGAUCGUGGGUUCCGACUUUGAGGUGUAUGCCGUCGUCACCAACAACUGCACGGUGGCAAAGAGCUGCACGCUCCUCUUCUUCGCCAAAGCUGUGGGUUACAAUGGCAAACGAGGAGAAAGCUGUGGAUUCGUCUCGGACAGAUUGGAGGUGCCCACUGGAGAAGAGAGACGCGUGUACCUCAAGCUGGAGUACGGCACUUACGGAUCGGUCAUCACGUCCGAUCGGCUCAUUCGGCUGUCGGCCAUCACCGUCGACAAGCAAACGAUCGACUACCGCAAGGUCGAGAAGACGAUUGUGCUGGACGAGCCACCUCUCGAAAUCAAGCUGAUAGGAGAAGCCAAGGUGAAGCGGCCAAUGUCGGCAAGGCCGAGCAUGCUAAACCCGUUGCCGGAGACGCUCCAGGACUGCAGCUUCACCGUUGGGGGGGCUGGCCUCGUUGACGGCAAGCCCCUAACGCUCAAGAUUGGACGCGUGGGCCCCAAACAGGAAGCCACGACCACCGCCGUGUUCACUCCCACCGUGGCUGGCUCCAGCGUGCUGCUGGUCAGCUUUGACAGUGACAAACUCAAGAACAUCAAGAGCUCCAUCAGUGUUGUGGUGAAGGAAGGCGACACUCCACACAUCUAAGCCUACACUCCGAACUCCAACUUUCGGACACUUUGGAUGUCGUACCGGAACGCUUUGUCUGACACGGAGGCUUUGCUAUAGCUUCCUUUUAUUUGGCCUACCCUCAUAUACUGCAAUACAGCAAAUUGAACGUUAGAUUAUAUUGAAUUGUACUUGUUUGUCUGAAUAAAUGACAA
Phycodurus eques (leafy seadragon) is the source of this 2801-nucleotide messenger RNA. Its product is annotated as protein-glutamine gamma-glutamyltransferase 2-like. NCBI's taxonomy places the organism in Eukaryota, Metazoa, Chordata, Actinopteri, Syngnathiformes, Syngnathidae. Gene Ontology annotation, biological process: peptide cross-linking. The record is from RefSeq and is a predicted model, not a curated record. Gene Ontology annotation, molecular function: protein-glutamine gamma-glutamyltransferase activity. Bases 463 to 2625 code for a protein of 720 amino acids. The transcript has 15 exons.